UGCUGAUCCGCGCGCGCGCUCAAACCAUAGGCUCACACACACAGCGAAGUGCGACAGAUGCUCUUGAAGUGCGGCGCAAGUGUUGACGGUCCGCGUGUGGAUUCUUUUUAAAUAAUAUUCCUGACCUACAUAUUUGCGCAAACAUUUUGGUCGAAACGGCGAGCGCGCGGAACGAAACGGCAGGCAGAAUGAGCAAAGUCCAGGGCGGAAUGAAAUGUGUCAAAUACCUGCUGUUCGUCUUCAACUUCAUAUUCUGGCUGUCGGGCUCACUGGUGUUGGCUGUGGGAUUAUGGUUGAGGUUUGACCCAGAAACGGUCAGCCUCUUAGCCGAAAAUGAUGCCCCUGAGCACUUCUUCAUUGCGGUGUACAUCCUGAUCGGAGCGGGAGGCGUCAUGAUGUUGGUGGGGUUCUUCGGCUGCUUCGGGGCCAUGAGGGAGUCACAGUGUCUUCUGGGAUUGUUCUUCGCUUGCCUUCUUAUCAUUUUUGGCGCAGAGGUUGCUGCUGGAGUCUUUGGCUUUCUAAAUAAGGAUAAGAUCAUUCAAGGUGUCCAAAACUAUUACCAGUCUUCUGUGAAAAAUGGCAAUGGGACUGCUAUUGUAUCCGUGUAUCAAAAAGUGCUUGAAUGCUGCGAGCCUGAGUCCUCUCCCUCUUCUGGACUGUGCACUGCUGAAAAAUCUGUCAAGGUUUGUAAUGAAGCUAUAGAAAAGUUCUUCAACGAAAAACUCUUCAUAAUCGGAUAUGUUGGCAUCGGCAUCGCUGGAAUUAUGAUAAUUGGCAUGAUCUUCAGCAUGGUUCUAUGCUGCGCCAUUCGGAACAGCAGAGAAGUUAUUUAGGUUCCUCAUGUGUCAAAGCCCGUCAUCUUUCACCUCAUCAGACCAUCACAUUCAGGCUCGGGAAGCGGGUGGAGGAGCUCCCAUGAGGCAGUGUGGGUCUUGUGGUACUGUUUUGUGAACAGCGUUCUAUCUCUGAUUGUUUCUAUCUUUUCUGUGACUUGCAUUGUUUGAUUAUGACCUCCACUGCAUGUACUGUUACUGUAACUGCAUUAACCUUUACAUUUAUUUAGUCUUUAUUUAUUACUGAAUCAUCAUCAUCACAAAGGGAAACUUCACAGUGUACAUCUUGCUUUUUUCAAACUUGAUCUCCUUUAAUAGAGUCUUCAGUUUAGACUUUCACAGUGAACUGGACAUUUACUUGCCGAUGUAAAUAAGUUUUCUGCUGCCUCACUGAUCUACUACUUUUCUUGUUUUUUUUUAGUGUUAUUUAUUGUGUGAACUAGACCAGGUUUUUUUGUGCUAAUAGAUAAUGGGUCAUAUUUUUAUUGUGUUUUGCUGGCUAUUAAUAUUUGGUUCUUGUAAUUUUGCCACAUCAUAAAGAUACUGAAUGAAGCUGAGAAGUGGAUCGAGUCAACAAAGUCAACAUGAACUCAAUUUAAUUUCAUAACAUUUUUAUAGUAAAAGGUUCAUCAGUGCAUGGUUUUCCAAAUGAAACAAUUAGUUUCAUAAUUUUAUCAAAACGUAACUUGCUCUUUCUCGGAAACAACUUUUUGACCUCGCACCUAUGUGCUAUUGGUUAAUAUUAACCAAAAAAAACACAUCAGUUUAGGCUACUGUUGUAGGCCACAUUUUUUUUUUUUUAUAUUGCCAGUAGUAAUUUAAUGUUGAUUAAUAGUAAUAUAAUAAUAAUUACAGCAAUAAUAGCAAACGAGAGUUGAAAAACUUACUGCUGAAAGGAAACUCAACUUUCAACGUCCGUGUUUCAGACAAUAAAAUUGUUUGAGUCACGUUGACUUUUUCAAGUGUCACACUGGUUUAAUCUUUUUUUUUCUCCAUCUGGUUAAUGCAUAUUACUUUCCUAACUUGGCUGAUUUUGAAUCUGUAAAGUUCAAGCCUCAGUUUUUAGGGAGAUCAACAAAUACCACUGUAAAACUGCAAAAACAGGUCUAAAGUAAAUCUUCAAUCAUUUCCUAUUUUUCUAACUUUUGCUAUGGCAGGUCUGUUCAGAAAUGUGACCCACUAGUUUUGUUGUUCUAUGUGCCUUUAUAACAGACAAAGCUGCAUCAUAAACAUGUUUGCAAUUACAAUAUGCACAUUUUUGUAGUUGAUGCAGCUCUUAACGUCAAGUAGGGUUUUUAUUUUUACUGUUUCAUAGCAUUGUGUUGCAUGUAAAUGGCUUUGAAAUAAACUGUGGCCACGAAAGCCUAAGUAACAUUAAAACAGCACUCACAAAUAAAUACACAUUUUUUUA
This is a messenger RNA of Cyprinus carpio (common carp), 2244 nucleotides long. Its product is annotated as tetraspanin-2-like. Gene Ontology annotation, cellular component: membrane. Lineage: Eukaryota; Metazoa; Chordata; Actinopteri; Cypriniformes; Cyprinidae. The record is from RefSeq and is a predicted model, not a curated record.